This is a messenger RNA of Dinoponera quadriceps, 2131 nucleotides long. It is a transcript of the gene Snx6, whose product is annotated as sorting nexin-6. Gene Ontology annotation, biological process: phagosome-lysosome fusion involved in apoptotic cell clearance. Gene Ontology annotation, molecular function: phosphatidylinositol binding. The record is from RefSeq and is a predicted model, not a curated record. Lineage: Eukaryota; Metazoa; Arthropoda; Insecta; Hymenoptera; Formicidae. The transcript is spliced from 10 exons. Bases 117 to 1361 code for a protein of 414 amino acids.
GGAACCUGUUAUCAUUCGUUAGCCGGCGGUCUGUUCUCUCGACGCAUUCGAUCGGUGCCAAGUGCCGCGGUUCGCUCCUUAUUAAAUAUAUUUUAUGCUCUCUAAUUGGCGCUAAAAUGUUGCAGGACGGAAUAUGUGACACUACCGACAUUUUAAACAGCGUUCCUACCAAAAAGACAAUCCACGCGGACACCAUAGAUCUCUCGGAUAAGUCGCUGCAGGUGGAUAUUUCGGACGCCCUUAGCGAGAAGGAUAAAGUGAAAUUUACUGUACAUACAAAAACUUCUCUACCUGAAUUUCAUAAACCCGACAAUCUAGUUGUGAGACAACAUGAAGAGUUUGUCUGGCUCCAUGAUAGAUUCGAGGAAAAUGAGGAAUAUGCUGGUUACAUCAUUCCACCAUGUCCACCAAGACCAGAUUUUGAUGCAUCGCGUGAGAAAUUACAAAAGCUAGGGGAAGGUGAAGGAAAUAUGACACGCGAAGAAUUUAACAAGAUGAAGCAAGAAUUAGAAGCGGAAUAUCUAGCUACUUUCAAGAAAACUGUUGCUAUGCACGAAAUGUUUUUGACUAGGUUGGCACAUCAUCCAGUUUUUCGGAAUGAUCAUAACCUAAGGGUAUUCUUGGAGUAUGAUCAAGAUCUUUGUGUACGAGGAAAGAAUAAAAUGGAAAUGUUUGGUGGUUUAGUGAAGUCAUUUUCUAAAACUACCGACGAAUAUUAUCUGUCAGCUACAGUGAAGGAUGUAAAUGACUUCUUUGAUCAAGAGAUGACAUUCCUUCAAACUUAUCAUCAUAAUUUAAAGGAAGCAACGACUCGUGCUGAUCGUCAAACCGCUAAGCAUAAAGAUGUAGCGGAUUCAUACAUAAAGAUUUCCACUAACCUCUUGCAGUUAGCUACAACAGAUACUGGAAAACUCGAAAGAUUUUUAACUAAAAUUGCUGAGACCUUCGAAAAGUUGAGGAAAGUAGAAGGACGUGUUGCAUCAGAUGAAGAUUUGAAAUUAUCAGAUACUCUUCGUUAUUAUAUGAGGGAUACAGCCGCAGCUAAAAGGCUUCUUUUUAGAAGAUUAAAAGCUCUACAUGCAUAUGAAUCUGCGAACCGUGCCCUUGAAAAAGCUCGUGCCAAAAAUAAGGAUGUCCAUGCAGCACUGGAGGUUGCUGAGGCGGAACAAGCACAAACCGAGGCAUGUGAGAAAUUCGAGCAAAUGUCUGAUAAGGGAAAGGAAGAAUUGUUGGAUUUCAAGACCAGACGAGUGGCAGCGUUUAAGAAGAAUCUCAUUGAACUAACCGAACUGGAGAUAAAACAUGCUAAAUCGCACGCAGAAUUGCUCAAGAAAUGUUUAUCUGUACUACGAGAAGAGUGAUCUACUUUUCGGGUUGCCGUGGACAGACCUGUAUGCAUGCAUAUUGUGUGCAGAUAACAGAUUAUUUAACAUUAUGAUAAUGUAAUGUAAUGCUACUGUAAAAUACUAUAUAUUUUUUGUUAUCUAGAUCUAUCAUGCUUUGGAAAUAAAGUAUUGUACUAUAGCUGCAAAGUGACUCUGAAAAAAAAAGAUAGAUAUUUGCUAUGUUUGAGCUGUAAAAAGCUACGUAAGCGCUGCUAUUGGUUCUGCUUGUUAGAUAUUAAGUAACUGCGUUUUUAUAAGAGUCCGGAUGAUAUAUAAUGAUAUAUGUAUUAGGAGAAAUAAUAUGCAUUUAUAUUGUAAAAAAAAGAAAAUGAAUUAGGUGUUAUCGAGUCCCUUUGCAGCUUCAGAUUAACAGCCCCUGUUAUACGUAUGAAAUAAGGUUCUUUAUAUAUAGAAGAGAGAGAGAGAGAUAUACAUAUAUAUAUAUAUAUAUAUAUAUAAAUAAGAAUAUAUCCAUAUUAGCAUGUUAUUACUAUAUUACUUAAGCUAAGAAGAACAUUUUGUCAAGGAAGGAUUGCGAGUAUGAAAGCUCAGGAUGAUUAAAGUUAAUAUAAACAAUUAGAUUUUCAUGUAUAAACUUUCCAGAUUUUUAUGACGAUACGUUGGUAUAUAUUAUUCUGACAAAUAAUUAUUCGUAAUAGCGUUCGCAUUUUAAGAUUAGGUGACGAAAAUGCAGCAACUAAAGGGACCUUGAAACGAAUUAUAAUAAAGUGCAAUUAUACUUUUCA